This is a messenger RNA of Staurois parvus, 1994 nucleotides long. The record is from the annotation of a GenBank genome assembly. NCBI's taxonomy places the organism in Eukaryota, Metazoa, Chordata, Amphibia, Anura, Ranidae.
GAUUGGAGACCUGCAGUGUACUUGGCUGUCCUAGACUGUGGAAAUGAGGACAACUCUUUAGUCUGUAAGGAGUUUGAAAUACAAGGAUUUCCCACCUUGAAGUUCUUCCAUGCAUAUACAAAACAGAAGUCAGAUGCCAUCCGAUUUCUAUCUCGGGAUUCGGAAUCCAUAAAAAAAAUUCAUCAUUGACAGAUUGGAAGCAAGGAAGGAGUCUCCACCCCCUGCAUGUCCACCACUAGAACCAAUCAGUGCCGCUGAGAUUGAUCAAUUUUUCCAGAACAAUGAUGAGACCUAUCUAGUUUUGAUAUUUGAACUUCCUGAAAUGUAUAUGGCAAGAGAGGUUGCUAUGGAUAUGGUGCAGUAUGAUGGUGUGUCAGUCCGGAGGAUACUCAAUAAACAGGAGGAUCUGGUCACAAAAUUCAGUGUGUCAUCGUUCCCAACUGGAUUUUUGCUUAGUAGAAAUGGAUCAAUCAGUAGAAUCAAAUUGGCAAAGGAGGGUCGAAAUGAGUACACCAGAUUCAUUCGUUCUCUGCCAGGGGUGAGGAAACUGAACCUUAAUCUUAUUGGAUGGAAAGGGGUUGAGGAGAAGAAUGUGACAUUGAGACCUGCAAAUAGUUCCAAGAUCUACAUGGCUGACCUGGAGUCUUGUCUCCAUUAUGCUUUGAGAGUUGAGAUUGCUCGUUAUACCACAUUGGAGGGGGAGCGUCUGAAAGCUCUUCGUGGCUUUGUCAAUGUACUAGCAAAGUAUUUUCCUUCCCGCCCCAUGCUGCGCACUCUUCUGCAUACAGUCAAUGAUUGGUUGGAGAAAGAGGAGGGAGAGUCACUAAUGUAUGAAGACUUUGCGAAUGUUUUAAAUAACACGUAUACGGUUAAGGAUGCAGUUCUGACACCCAUGGUGAACUAUGUCUGGUGUCAGGGUUCAAAGCCUAAAUAUCGAGGUUUCCCAUGUACAGUCUGGACGGUCUUCCACUUGCUGACAGUCCAAGCAUUUGAAAUGAGAAACUGCUGAUUCUGAUCCGCAGGAGUCACUGAAGGCAAUGCGGGCAUAUGUCCGCUACUUUUUCGGCUGCAGGGAGUGUGCUACAGAGUUUGAGAAAAUGGCCAGUGAGUCAAUGAAUUUCAUUCGGGAUCAUGAUGAUGCCAUCAGAUGGUUGUGGGCAAGUCACAAUCGUGUGAAUAAAAGAUUGGCAGGAAAUAAACAAGAAGACCCAGAGUUCCCAAAGACCCAAUGGCCAUCCAAAGACCUUUGUCCAAAGUGCCGGAAGAAACUCCUGACUAAAGAAAUUUGGGAUGGUCCAAAUGUUCUUAGUUUCAUGAAACAGCGAUUUUCUAAGAGUAACAUAUCCUUUGAGUAUUUGGAAGAUGAGAAGGAGUUAUUGAAAAAGCUGAGAGAACCAACAAGCACAACAAGAGAGAAGAGGGAAACAAAAGAUUUGAAAGAACAAGACAUACCAAGCAGAAAUGAUAAUAUCGUACCUCCAGCUAAAGCUGAAGACGAAGGAAAUGCCGACUCACUUCAGACAACCAAAGCAAAGCAGAUCCUACGUCACAGGCCUACCAUUAUAAAAAUGAAGACCAACACAGCUCUGCAAAGAGAUGGAGAGGAGAAGAUUUUGGACUUAGAUGCCUAUGAAAAUCAUUAUUUCCAAGUUAGAACUUUGCAGGACUCCGACUCAAAGCUCCAUAAGCGUGCUAUUCACCCAAAGACAUUGCUGGAUCCCAGUGAUGCUGAGUUUAAUGAGGAAGCAGUACGGGAAAGAUUGCUCAAGAGGGGGAUUGACACAAAAUAUCUUCUCGGGGUUAUGGUAAAGGAAGGGGACAGUAACUGGAAAGGACAAUGGGUGAAGAUGCUGGAAGUUGGGUUUUCCCGUUUAGACAUCAGUUUGUGUAUUAUUCUUUAUUUCCUCACCAGCAUGGGCCUCCUAGCCAUGUAUUUGUACCUUAACAUCAGAUCACGCUUUUUCCGUCAACGGUGCAGAUAUCCUCAACCGUAA